Molecule: messenger RNA, 11178 nt
Organism: Coregonus clupeaformis (lake whitefish)
Lineage: Eukaryota; Metazoa; Chordata; Actinopteri; Salmoniformes; Salmonidae
Product: nucleosome-remodeling factor subunit BPTF-like
Exons: 31
Coding region: 243-8792 (2849 amino acids)
Biological process (GO): regulation of transcription by RNA polymerase II
Cellular component (GO): NURF complex
Molecular function (GO): RNA polymerase II cis-regulatory region sequence-specific DNA binding
Source: RefSeq, a predicted model, not a curated record
GGGCCUGCUGUCUGUUUUCAGUGGAGGGAGAGAUCCGAAGAAAAAUGGCGACUGCAGGCGACCUAAAGCGGGACGCCGGCCAUUCUAUUUGAACUUUCUACUAAAAAUUGAGCCCGGGGCUUGGUUGGGCUAAUUGAGCCUAUUGCAACGUUGGUUAGUGUUUCCGAGGGUGCCCGUGUUCUCGGGUUUGCGUGGACCAGUCGCGCGCUAAAAUUGAAAUUAAAAAUAAUACAUCUACUACAAUGCGAGGGAGAAGAGGAAGGCCUCCCAAACAGGCAGCGGAGAUGCAGGAGGUUUCCCCUGGGCCAGUUCGUGGUUCGAGAGGGAGAGGUAGCCGUGGUAGGGGGAAGGGGCGAGGACGAGGACGUGGCCGCGGACGAGGUACGGUGGUGGAUACCGGCGAUACAGAAAUUAAUCGGAGAGAAAACUACCAUUCGUCCAGGGGCCGGAGGAAAGUUGGAGCAACGACGACAUCGCGGGGCAGAGGAAGAGGCAGGGGUUCGAGAGGUGGUCGCGGCAGCAGGGGGAGACGGCCACUGUGCAAGGUGGUCUACGAUGACAAUAGCGACGAGGAAGAGGAUAAUAUUAGUUUGAGGUCGGAGGAAGACGAACUUUUACACGAGAAUCCCUCCUCAGACUACGAAGAGGAGGCCGUGGACAAUGAGUCCGAUUUUCUGGAAGAAUUACCAGAUGAGGAUGAUGGUAGCUACUGUACGGAGAGCAGCUUUCGGAGCCAUGAUAGCACGCACGGCAGCACUCCAGGUCGGAGGGGCAGACGCCCGCAACGGCCCCGCUCGCCCAUCUUCGAGGCCAAGGAGGUGCCCCCCCUGGAGCUGCCCAAGUCCUCGGAGGACCUGCUGGUGCCGGCCAAUCAGCUCCUCAACAUCUCAGCCGUCUAUGAGGUGCUGCGCAACUUCGGCUCGGUCCUGCGCCUCUCGCCGUUCCGCUUCGAGGACUUCUGCGCAGCGCUGGCGGGCCAGGAGCAGUGCACCCUGCUGGCUGAGACCCACACUGCCCUGCUCAAGGCCAUCCUGCGCGAGGAGGACACGUCCAACACCACGUUCGGUCCUGCCGACCUCAAGGACAGUGUCAACUCCACGCUCUACUUCAUCGACGGCAUGACCUGGCCCGAGAUGGUGCGCGCCUACUGCGAGAGCGACCCAGAGUACCGCCAGGUGCUCCCUUUACUGGAGAGUGAGGAGUACCCUUACGAGCCCCUCGAGAGCAAAAUUAAGGUCCUUCAAUUCCUCGUGGACCAGUUCCUGGCCACCAACCUGGCUAGAGAAGAGUUGAUGUCAGAGGGGGUGGUGGCGUACGACGACCACUGCAGGGUGUGCCACCGGCUCGGGGACCUCCUCUGCUGCGAGACGUGCUCGGCCGUCUACCACCUGGAGUGCGUGAAGCCGCCGCUGGUGGAGGUACCCGAGGACGAGUGGCAGUGUGAGGUGUGCGUGGCGCACAAGGUGCCCGGCGUGGUGGACUGUGUGACAGAGGCGCAGAAGAGCCGGCCAUACAUCCGCCAGCUGCCAAUCGGCUAUGACCGCCACCGCCGCAAGUACUGGUUCCUGGACCGCCGCAUCGUGGUUGAGGAGGACGGCGAGCAGGAGGACAAGACCAUCUGGUACUAUAGCACCAAGGUACAGCUGGCUGAGCUGAUCGACUGCCUGGACAAGGGCUACUGGGAGGCCCACCUGUACGCCACGCUGGAGGAGCUCAGGGACGAGGUGCACACGCACAUGGACAUCACCGAGGAGCUCACCAACAAGGCCCGCGGUGCCAACAAGUGCUUCCUCACCGCCGCCAACGAGGAGAUCCUGGACCGGCUGAGAGCCAAGCAGGUGGAGGAGCUGGAGGAGGUGAAGCGCCGGGCGGCUGAGGAGAGGGAGAAGGCGGAGGCGCAGAAAACUCUCUGGAAGGAGGAGGAGACGGAGGGGGGAGAACCCAAGGAGAAGACUGAUGACCUAGAGAAGAAGGGAGAGGAGGUGGUAGCAGUGGAGGGCAAGGCUGAGAAGGACAAUGACCAGGUGGCCAAGGAGGGGACCACCAUUACAGAGAAGGCAGGAUCUGAUUCUAGCUCUCCUAGUGGAGAGGGGGUCUCAAUCCUAAGCCAGCCACCUCAGCCCGGUGGUGAGGAGAACAGCAACAGCAGCACCAUUGCCAGGGAGUCCCCCAGGGGCCCGGAGGAGCCCGACCUGGCCGACCGGUCCUCUCAGUCCUCUGUCAACAGCCAGGACGACCAGGGGGUGAACGGCGAGGCCGGUGGUAAGCGGUUGGCAGUCACUCCGGGCGGCCGCAUGGUGACCCGCCUGCGUAACCCGGAGAGCAAGCUGAGCCAGCUGAAGAGCAAGAAGGUGGAGGAAGCAGUCCACGAGGCCAACAAGGGCUACAAGGAGGGCAAAGAGGUGCUGGUGGUGACCCCGGCGGGCGACGUGUCGCGCCUCAGCACGCGCAGUCUAACGAGCAAGGAGGUGGUGAUGAAGGGCACACUCAGCCACUUCUUCAAGCUGGGCCAGGAGGGCAAGUACCGUGUCUACCACAACCAGUACAGCGGAAAUACGCUGGCCCUCAACAAGCCCCAGCACCGUGAGGACCUGGACAAGCGGCGACACCUCUCGCACAAGUUUUGCAUGACGCCGGCAGGCGACUUCAAGUGGAACGGCUCCAUCCACGGCUCCAAAGUGCUGACCAUCUCCACGCUGCGCCUCACCAUCAUCCAGCUGGAGACCAACGUGCCCGCACCCUUCAUGCACCCCAACUGGGCUUCACACAGGAACAACUGGAUUAAGGCGGUGCAGAUGUGCAGUAAGGCCAGGGAGUUUGCCCUGGCCAUGGCCAUCUUGGAGUGUGCCAUCAAACCUGUGGCUCUGCUCCCUGUCUGGAAGGACGCGCUGGGACACACCAGGCUACACCGUAUGACGUCCAUGGAGCGGGAGGAGAAGGAGAAGGUGAAGAAGAGGGAGAAGAAGCUGGAGGACGAGGAGACCAUGCAGCAGGCCACCUGGGUCAAGUACACCUUCCCCAUCAAGCACCAGGUGUGGAAGCAGAAGGGAGAGGAGUAUCGUGUGACGGGCUGGGGCGGCUGGAGCUGGAUCAGCAAGACGCAUGUGCACCGCUUCCUGACCAAACUGCCCGGCAACACCAACGCCAACUACCGCGCUGAGCUGGAAGCUGCCAGACGUGGCGAGAAAUGCAACUUGCUGGACUUGGGUCCAAGGCCAAGGUUGUUCAAAACAACUGUCGCUUCAGAACCCCAGGGAUGCAGAAGACCCGUGGAGAAAGAUGGGGGUACUACGCCCACCACCACUACCACCCCAGAGCCCUCAGCAGACCGCCUGUCAGGAGAGAAGACGAAGGAAAUGCCAGAGGAGGGAAAGAAAGAAGAGAGUGAUGAGCCAGCGAAGGUGAAGAUGCAAGACUCCGCUGCUGACAAGAUGGAGGUGGACCCUAGCCUCUCAGACUCAGGACAAGAUGAUGAAAAAGAGACCAGCAGCAGCCCAGGGACCGAGACGGAGACGACGUCCGUGAAGCAGGAGCCUGGCGAGGGGAAAGCAAGGCCCUUUAACUACGACGUGGUGGACGUGGCCCAGGGCUUCCUGACACGCGUGGCCUACAAGAAGAAGGUCAAGGCCUCCAAGCUGGACGGUCUGCUGGAGCGCCGCGUCAAGCAGCACGCCCUGGAGGAGAAGCAGAGGGUUCAGGUCGCCCUGGCCAAGCCUACCCCAGCGAAGACCGCCCUGCCGCAGACCCCACUCCAGCCCCAAACUCCGACCCAGGCCCAGAGUCCCACAGUGAAAUUGGAGUUCAGCACCCCUUCGGUGCCACCUGCGCUUGCUCCAUUGUCAGUCAAAGGGGAGGUGCAGGCGGACCCUUCAAAGACCGCUGAGGGGGUCCCUCACCUAGCCACAGCGACCCCACCCAAAGAGCCUGCAGCUGAAGCAUCCCCACCAACACAAAACCAAAUGACCCCCCAUAAACAGGAGGGAGACCUCCCUGAGAGGACUAUAGGGCCCACAGGGGCCGGUUCAGGGCAGGAGGGCCUUAAAACGCCCAGCAGCACAGCGGAACCGAUGGAAACUCAGAGUUCAGGUGGGAUCCACUACACUGGUGGACCAUCAGAGUCUACCAGCUCCAAGCCCGUUUUCACCGAGGGUGCAGGACCUGAAGUGGCCAUUUUGAAACCCCACUCCACAACGAUACCCCCAAGCACUAUAACCCAGCAGGGCAGCCAGAUUGCAGCUACCGUUCCUAAACCCCCCCAGCAGAGCACAGAGGAGAAUGGGAAGGGGCCCGAGGAGCGGCAGGGCAAUGGACAGAGCAGCACCGAGGCCAUCGCCACUGGGUCCCAGCCCUCCUCUCUACCUCAGAUCAAUGGAAAUGACAGCGUGGAGGCUAAAGCCUUGACCAACUCUUUACCAACUCUAAACGAGCCCUCCAACGCUCUCACUAACAGCUCAGAGGUGAACAGCCUAGGCAAGGUGGAGGGAGAGGGUCAAGUGGUCUCGCCCCUAAAGCCCCUGCUCAACGGCAUUGUGGCCCCUGUAGCCGAGAGGACCGGGCCGGACAGCACGGAACCAAGGCCGGCUCCAAGGUUAGAGGUGGAGAGGAAGGUCACGGUGUCGGAGCAGGACUUCCAGCCCCCGGUGAAGGUGGCCAGGCUGGAAAACAACGUGGAGGCGCUGGGGUCUACGACCACCCAGAGCACCCAGCAGCUCAACAACACCCAGCCCAUGGAGGUUAAGCGCGAUGCUACUACGCCCAACAAAAUGGCCCCCUCGUCGGUGCGCUCUGCAGAGGACUCCAGCCUCAGCAAUGACUUUGCGGAGGAGAGCAGCAACAGUGGGGUGGGAUCCUUCGGUAAGACCAUCCUCACCCAGGUAACCACCACAACAACCACCACCACCACGGUAUCCACGGAGUCUCGGCUAACGGCGGGGGUCUCAAGCUCUUCGGGGACGACAGCCGCGCCCGUAGUCUCAACCACCGAGAGCAGCGCGGUCUCCACGCUCACCACCAUGACCAAAACCACCGUGACCAAAAUGCUGUCACCCACGCCCGACAGCCAAUCAGACGAGAGCCAGAGCGAAACGGUGACCGAGUACAAGACAACGCUCCUCGCCGCCCACAACGAGUCCUCUCGUUCAAACUCCUCCGUUUCGGGGAUUGUGACCUCGUCGACCUCCACCAAGGGCCGCGUUCGCCUCCUCAAGUUCUCGCGCACCAAGAAGACGCGCUCAGGCACCGCCUUGCCAUCCUACCGCAAGUUUGUUACCAAGAGCCAACGUAAGAGCAUCUUUGUCCUGCCCAACGACGACCUGAAGAAGCUGGCAAGGCGGGGGGGCAUCCGUGAGGUGUCCAUCUUCAGCUACAACGCCAAGCCGGCCCAGGACAUCUGGCCCUACCCCUCGCCCAGGCCCACCUAUGGCAUCACAUGGAGGUACCGUCUCCAGACAGUGAAGUCCCUGGCAGGGGUCAGUCUGAUGCUGAGGCUGCUGUGGGCCUGUCUGAGGUGGGACGACAUGGCCGUCAAGCCCUCCGCCGCUGUAGGCACCACGCGCACAGCCCUAUCCCCACUCAUUGCCACAGAGACCUCCGAGACGGAGAUCACCACCACAGAGAUUAUCAAGCGCCGCGACGUGGGGCCCUAUGGCAUCCGCUCGGAAUACUGCAUCCGCAAGAUCAUCUGCCCCCUCGGCGCUCCUGAGACCCCAAAAGAGACCCACACGCCACAGAGGAAAGGCCUGCGCUCCAGCAACCUGCGGCCCAAGAAGCCGGAGCCCAAAAAGGAAACUGGGCCGAUGGUGAUUGAGUCCUGGGUGGCCGAGGAGGAGCUGGACCUCUGGGAGAUCAGGGCCUUCUCUGAGAGGGUUGAGAAGGAGAAAGCCCAGGCGGCGGAACAGGCCAAGAAGCGCCUGGACCAGAAAACGGGCGCUGGCUCUACCACAGUCACCACCACGGGGAGCCCAGCCACCCCCUGCCUCCACCCCCAAGGUAGUGACCCUGUCGGGCCAGGCCACCCCCGGAACCAAAGUGGUACUGGCCACCAAGAUGGGCACCCCCGUGACCUUCCAGCAGAACAAGAACUUCCAGCAGUCGUUUGCUUCCUGGGUCAAGCAGGGGCAGCCCAGUGGAGCCUCGCCGGGUACAGUGGCCACGUCGGCCGGACAGACUUUCCAGAUCACGGGCACGUCCAUGGGGGGCAAGGUGCUCACCGCCAAGCUGCCGCUGCCUGCCAACAGCAAGAUUGUCACUGUCAACGUGCCAACCACUCAAGGAGGUAUGAUUCAGAAGCAGGUGCUGGGCAUCAUUCCCUCAAGCCAAGCUGGCGGCGCCCAGACCUUCGCCUCGUUCCAGCCUCGCACCACAACCAUCAACAUCAGGCCGGGCAUGCCUGGCUCACCACAGCAGGUGCUCACCGCUGGAGGCCAGAUCCGUCCGGGGAUGACCGUGAUCCGCACCCCCAUCCAUCAGACAGGCGCCAUGGGUCAGGCGGGCCAGCAGGUGGUGACCCAGAUCAUCCGCGGGCAGGCAGUGUCCACGGCCAUCUCGGGUGCCAGCCCCGUCACCACUGUAGCCGGGCAGAGGGUGGGCAGUGCCCCCAACACCCCGGGCCAGCCCAACACGGCCCAGACGCCCCAGCAGCGGGCACAGCACAGGGCCAGGGCCAGGUCAAACUCACCCUGGCACAACUCACCCAGCUCACCCAGAAGCAGCAGACCCAGGCAGUAGAGCGGCCGGGCGGCGGGGCCCAGGGCCUGACGGUGAUGAUCCAGGGCCAGGGCAAGGCCACAGGCCAGCUGCAGGUCAUCCCCCAGGGGGUCACGGUCAUCCCCGGGCCCGGUCAGCAGCUCAUGCAGGCGGCCAUGCCCAACGGCCAGGUCCAACGCUUCCUCUUCACCCCCGUGGCCCCCGCCGCUACCCCCACCUCCACAGCCCCCACCAUCCAGGGCCAGACCACCAAGACCCCUGCCCAGCCCGCCCAGCAGGCGGUAGCGCCCAUCCAGGCCGGCGCCGCCCUGGCCACCAGCAUCCCCCCAUCCGCCACCCCCCAGGGCCAACUCCCCUCCCAGACUCAGGCCCACAUGCCCAUCCAAUCCCCCACCCCUCUCCAGGUCAAGUCCCUCAAACACCCCCCCGGCACCCCCACGGGCCGGCCCCAGCAGACCCUCCAGCUCCAGGGCUCUCCCCACCAGCUCAUCACCGUCCCGGGCCUCCAGCAACAGGUCCAGGUCCUGGCUCAGCUCCAGGCCCAACAGGGGACCUCCGGAGGCUCUCUCCCCCAGCAGAUCAAGCUCCAGCUGCCUAUCCAGAUCCAGCAACCCGGGGUCGGUGGAGCCCAGCCUGGAGGUCCGAUCCAGAACGUGGUGACCAUCCAGACGGCCAGCGUGCAGGAGCAGCUCCAGAGGAUCCAGCAGCUGAGGGAGCAGCAGCAGCAGAAGAAGAGGCUGGUGGCCGAGGCCAAGCGGGAGCAGGCGCUGACGGCGGCCAGCCAGAGCGACAUCAUCCAGAAACAGGUGGUGAUGAAGCAGAACGCGGUGAUCGAGCACCUCAAGCAGAAGAAGCCCAUCUCCCCCGCCGAGAGAGAGGAGAACCAGAGGAUGAUUGUGUGCAACCAGGUGAUGAAGUUCAUCCUGGACAAGAUGGACAAGGACGAGAAGCAGGCGGUGAAGAAGAGGAAGAAGGAGGAAGCGGGCGAGCAGAAGAGGACCAAGGCCAACGCCACCAAGUUGUCGUCGCUGCUCUGCCGGCACAAGGAGACGCUCAAGGCCGAGAUCCUCAAGAAGAGAGCCCUGCUGGACAAGGAGCUGCAGCUGGAGACGCAGGACGAGCUGAGGAGGGACCUCGCCAAGCUGCGACGGGACAAGGAAAGGGCCCAGGCCGCCUCCCACCAGGCGGCCGCCGCCGCACACACGCAUCACGCCCAGCACGCCCUCACACACACCUCCCAACUCACCUCGGCGGCCUCCGCCCACAAGCGGAAGCGGGAGGAGGAGAGGGACGCAGCGUCGACGGCUAACGCCAAGAAGAAGAAGAAGAUGAUCUCCACCACUACCUCUAGAGACAGCAAGAAGGAAAUCAGGCUCUACUGUGUCUGCAAAACGCCCUACGACGAGUCCAAGUUCUACAUUGGCUGUGACCUGUGCAGCAACUGGUACCACGGCGAGUGUGUGGGCAUCACAGAGAAGGAGGCCAAGAAGAUGGACGACUACAUCUGCAGCGAGUGCAAGCGGGCCCAGGAGGGCAAGACAGAGGAACUCUACUGCAUCUGCCGAACACCCUACGACGAAGCACAGUUCUACAUCGGCUGCGACCGCUGCCAGAACUGGUACCACGGCCGCUGCGUGGGCAUCCUGCAGAGCGAGGCCAACCACAUCGACCAGUACGUGUGUCCGCAGUGCCAGUCCACGGAGGACGCCAUGACAGUGCUCACGCCGCUCACCGACAAGGAUAACGAGGGGUUAAGGAGAAUCCUGCGCUCCUUACAGGCUCACAAAAUGGCGUGGCCGUUCCUGGAGCCGGUGGACCCGAACGACGCCCCAGACUACUACGGCGUCAUUAAGGAACCAAUGGACCUUUCUACGAUGGAGGACCGGUUGCAGAAGCGCUACUACAUCAAGCUGACGGAGUUUGUGGCGGACAUGACCAAAGUCUUCGACAACUGCCGCUACUACAACCCCAGCGACUCGCCGUUCUACCAGUGCGCCGAGGUCCUCGAGAACUUCUUCGUCCAGAAGCUCAAAGGGUUCAAAGCCAGCAGGUCUCAUAACAACAAACUGCAGUCCACAGCCUCUUAGAAUACACAGUCAGCACCCCUUCUAAAGCUAACUGUCAAAAUGGCUGCCAAUGUGGUUCCCCCUGAACACUCGUACUCCAAUGGGGAAGCCAGGCUGCUUCUUACCUGUCCACACACACACCACACCUGUCGGACUUGGGAGUGGGAGUCACACCCCCUGUUUUAAAAGCAGCACACACUCCUCGAAGAUCGUAGCCGACGCGUGCUUCAGGCCGAACGGCAUUUGUGCCAAACCGGAUGAGCCCUCACCGCUCCUCAACCACCUCUAUGGCUGUGGAAAGAGAAGAGCCUGGCAGUGGAAGGUUCCAUUAUCCAAACCCUUAGUGUUCAUGAUGGGAGAUACCACAUCCCCAACAAACGGGGGGAGGGAGGCUCAGACUUUCAGGUCACAUCCUGGUUACUUACCUUUCAAAGCACUUCCGAUCUGGUGGACGAAAUGGAGGGAUGGAGGGAGAGAACCUCCCUGAAGUCAAUAAGCUAAUUGGCCGUUCGAGGGCAGUACGAAACAAGGCAGCAGUAGACUCUUUUCAAGUUGUUUAUUCUGUAACUAAUCUCACAUCUCUUUUGUAUAAGCUAUUCUUCCUUCCCUGGGGGUCAACUCCCAUUUCGUACUGUGUAUGUCCCAAAUGUUAACCUAUUCCCUAUGUAGUGCACUACCUUUGACCAGAGCCAGAUGGGCCCUGGUUCAAAAGUAGUGCACUAUAAAGGGAAUAGGGUGCCAUUUGGGAUGACAACCACUGACACUUUCUAGCUGUCUCUGCUUCCUCAUCUCACGAUUCCUCAUUCGAAAUGGGUCUAAAUAGCACACACACACCUGUCUGGCUGCUUGUGUUCGGAAGGAGCUGAUCCUGGAUCAUCGUGAACCCACUUGGUGUCACCUUGAAGAUGAAUGUGCCCGGACCUCCAAACAGGCCAUAGAGAGUCCAAGUUACCAUUUCUAUGUAAUGUCUCACUGUGGAAAUGCUAUCCUGUUUGUAAAACCUUGUUUUUUCAGACGUUGAACCUCCGUUUACCUUUCUCUUUAUGUGACCACCUAAGACGGGAAUAUUGGUGUAUAUGAAACAACAACCGACAUUGAGAAAACAAGCUCUGUUUCUCGCCAUGUAGAGGCUUCUCCAACAUUUUUAAUUGAAGACAUUCAUCCGAUGAAAACAAGAAAUGCUCUCCAAGUCCUUCCACAGGAUAAUAGCUGAGGAUGGACUUGGAGAAUGUGAAAACCGUUAAAGGGCAUAUUUAACCUAAGUGUACUGACCAUCCAUACCGCAAUCCCCCCUCUCUCCCCCAAUGUUUUGUGAAGAAGGUUUGAUCACAUGCAUCUCUCAAUUCAUAGGCCCCCUAUGAAGGAUUAAGUCAAAUCAUUUUGAGUUUUCCACUGCAUCAAGUAAACCAUGUUGUGGUCUAGAACAGUAAAUCAGAACGUCAACCUUCGUUGAGGAAUCUUUAUACUAAGUUGGGGUUUGUAUGAAGAAUUUUUUAGGAACUCUUGGGCAUUUUUAUCAUAUUUGGAACUCUUUUCUAAUCUGUAAUAAUUGUGUCGUGGCAGUACUGUUUGUUGAGGGGAGAACAUUUUUGGAGUUGUCACUGGUGCUCUUAGUUAAUAUCUCUUGAAGAUCGACUUAAGAGUAGGGGGGGAAAGCCUUCGGUUUGAAGAGGGGUUGGGGUCAAUUUCGUUUCAAUUUUGGAAGUGAACUUAAAUUCCCAUUUUCAUUGGAAUUUUAGUUUACUUCCUGAAUUUAAAUGACAAUAACCGAAAACCUGGUUUGAAGUGCCAACAACUUUUUCGGAGGUGGACUGAGUUGAGAGAUGAGGUGACCGAAGCCUGUUUGUCAGUCCUAUUCAAUGACCUGUUUGCAUUUCAAACGAUGCACUCCAGUUUCUAUUCUUACAUGCAUCGUCCACCAUUUCUAUUUCAUAUUGUAUAAUAUGGCUGUCAAUAUACAAAGAGAUGUUUAGAGAUUUUUUUAGCAUUAGGACUUUUAUUUUUGACCAUUUUAACCAGCAACUAAGCCUACCUGUACAUUCAAUAGAUAUUCUCUAUCUUUUGUCAAAGUGAACUCUACAUUUAGGUAAAAUUGCCCUUUAUGAUAAAAGUGCUGCAUAUUGUGUGCAUAUUGAUUUAAAACGGGGUGAGGAAUGUUGACUCUUUUUGAAGAGUAAAAAAAAAAAGAACCAACCAGUUCUAUACAUCUCUUAAUAACUUCAUCACUAUCUGAUUUUAUUUAUUCAUAUCGCUGAAAAUAUUUCGUUUUUUUGUAAAUGUAAGAGGAAACAUAACUGGGGGAAAAUACUAUAUGUUUUUAACAGAUUGUGGCAACUCUUAAGAGAUCCUUUUUUGUACUUGAUAGGACAUUUCAUCCUAGAUAAUAAAGUCAUGUUUUUGACAUCAA